GUUAAUACGGGUGAACUUUCUAUCUGUCUGGCAUCAGCUGGUCCACUUCAAAUGUCUGACGAGGACGAGCAAACUGUCAUGUCGGACAUAGAGGCUGACGAAAACUCAUCUUCCAACGGAGAUAAAGAGGAAAAGAAGGUUUGCCCUUUGACCCAAGAGACUACAAGUGAGGGGCUGUCAUUACUGUGCCGGACAGGAAAUGGACUCGGACAUGCGUUUGUCAAACUGGACCUAAAAGACAAGGGACUGACUGACAUAGCUGCAGUUAGCAGUUACAUUCACCUCCGCUUUCUGGACAUAUCCAGCAACCAUCUCAGUGACCUGUCGCCUCUGGCAUCUCUCGUCCAUCUGCUUUGGCUGAAGGUUGACAAUAAUGCUGUGGCACAUUUCAAAGGACAACCUUUUGCUCAGUUACCCUACCUGCAAUGGCUGAGUAUGGCAGCAAACCAGCUGAUGGACUUGGACGGCCUUGCUGGAGCUGCUUUAGAGAGCCUCACGCUUACAGGUAACAGGAUAAAGACAGUGAAUGGACUUCAGUGCGGUAGUUUUGCCAACUUGAUGACUCUGGAGCUGAGAGGAAACAGCCUUGAUAACACUGAUGGCAUCAACCUUCCCAACCUUCGGAAAUUAUAUCUGGCCCAGAAUUCAAUCAAAUGUCUGAAGGGUUUGGCGAUGUUGGAGCGCCUUUCUACCCUUCAUCUGCGAGACAACCAGUUAGAAACUCUGCAGGGUCUUAGCUCCAACAUGAAGUGUCUACAGUACCUCAAUGUCAGAGGCAAUGCAAUCACAGAGGAGAAUGCCCUGCAGUAUCUCAGGCUUGUGUCAAAAACACUGCGCACUGUGGUGCUCUCCAAUAACCCACUGGUUGAAACCACAGACUACAGAGUCAGUGUUCUGAUUCAUGUGCCUCAGCUGGAACGAAUUGACAAAGAUCAUGUCUCUCCUGAGGAGAGGACUGAGGCCCAGGAGAGAAUAAAGGAAGAGGAAAUAACUGAACCAUAGGAUUGGUAACGAUGACAAGAAGAAGGAAGUGUUUGACCUCCUUGACUUACUUCUAGUAAGAGGCGUGGUUGGAUGACUGGCGCUGUGUCUGUUUUGCAUCUUGUGUGAUGCAUCAUCCAUCAAUGUGUACAGUAAAAUUGAUUGUGUCAUAUUUUUACACGGUUCCAAACUAUUAUUUACAGCAAUAAAACUUAAAAAAAAAAUGUAUUUGUAUUUGUGUGCUUUGAUAAUCAGUCACAGCAGAGUGACUAAGGAAAAAGUAAUAGGCCUGACACAGUGACAUGCGGUAAGGUUGCUGUACCAACAAUAUGAUAGCAAGAAAAACAAAAUAUUAUUUAUUAAUAUAAGGUCUAAUUCGAUUUUUUUUAAUUGCAACUGCCUGCUUCAGUGUGUGUGGCACAGUGCCAUCAGAGGUGAGGCACAGCUCAUUGCUGCCUCACUUCACCGUUCUCCCGUGUAUUUGAACAGGAAAUGCUUUUGACCAUAGAAAUGUUGACAUCAUACAGAAAAAUAAUUUAUAUAACAGUAAAGUGAACAAAUUGAUUUUCUUUUUCAUUGAUAGUAUUUUACUUGUCAUGAUGACAGGGGAGGCAGUCGAUGGCCUGACUUUGCUUCUCAACACUCUUCCCCUGAGUAAGGAUGAGAUGGCAAAAUUGGAUGUUUCCUGGUUGGCAGGCUUCCAGCUGCAGAUUUAAAGGGACAGUGACACAGUGAAUUCAUCCAAGAGGGAGCAGGCUGAGGGAUCCGGUCAAAAUAAGAGCAUAAUCUCAUAUUCACAAAACCAAAUAUGGUAUCUAUAAGCCAUGCCUUAUUAUUCUUAUCUAUCUUCUAAAUUCCCAAAGUGAUCUAAACCCCUAAAAUAUGUUCCCACAUGACAUUUGUUUUGUGAGCUGGACCAUGAACUUUGUAUGACCAUAUUUCCUGGCUUUAUGAAUUUGUGAUUUUUGUUAGUUAAAACACUUUUAUGUGUAAAUAUUUGUAGAAUCUGUGUCUAUUGUGUCUAUUGUUGCACAUUUUCAUUUAAUGUCACAUCAGAGAACCAUAACUACAAUUCUCCACACUGUGCCACAAAGUGUAGCUUUAUAGUUAAUCCUAGUUCAUGCCUGUAUGUAAAAUCUGCACUAAUGUUAAACAAUUUAAUGCAAUUUUAAAAUUAAAUUAAGA
Solea solea (common sole) is the source of this 2166-nucleotide messenger RNA. RefSeq names its product leucine rich repeat containing 23 (gene lrrc23). The coding region runs from base 52 to 1002 and encodes 316 amino acids. Lineage: Eukaryota; Metazoa; Chordata; Actinopteri; Pleuronectiformes; Soleidae. The record is from RefSeq and is a predicted model, not a curated record. The transcript has 8 exons. Gene Ontology annotation, molecular function: protein binding.